CAAGGAAACAAUAUUUUUUUGCUGCCCGUAAAUGAGGACAACAGGAGGGUUAAACUUCUACUUUUUUCUGUGAUUCUACUUUAUAUUAUUUGCAAUAUAACAAACAGGGAAAAUCUAUAAAAUAACAAUUACCAUUAGAAACUGUUCAAAGAAAGUUCAUUUUUAUUAUCCUUGUGUCGAUUCAAAUACAUCUUUAGUCAAUUAUUUAGAUUCUUCCAGAAAAAAAAGUAGAAUUGCUUCUGAAAUAAUCAACACCAAGUAUGCAGGACCUUGUUCAAAGUGCAGAUUUAUUGAUUUAUUUGGUUAAAAGUGCAUCAGCCCAGAUUUGAGGGGUCUAAAGUCUGCAUCUUAGAUCCAGCUGAAACCUGUACUAGUGUUUGUUCAUCUGUCAGUUUACAGCUCACAGUCACAGAAGCAUCUGUUUUCUCUUCACAGCCAAACACUGCUGAUCCCAGUGGUCCGGUCGCCAUGCCAACUGCUGCGAUCCUCACGGUAACCAGGAGUCCUCGGAGGAGCUGAGGUGUAUUUACGUCCUUGGUAGUACAGAGGAUCCAAUAGGAGGCAGAGAUGCUCGUCUGGUGGAUUCUCCUGCUUGUUUCCAUGUCUCUGGUGACGGAUGGACUUGUUGCUGGAUGUGUUUGUCCAGCUGCCACCGUUUUGUCCCAGUUUCCCUCCAAGGUUCCUGCUGAUGUCUGUUGCCUGAACUUCUCCGGCUCUGCCUUCAGCCAUGUGCGCUGGUCUGUGUUUACCAAUGAAACCAGCGUGGAGACUCUGGACCUCUCCAACUGUAACAUCAGCUCCGUCGACAGAAACCACAAAGAGACGUCCUCACUGCAGAAAGUUUUACUGGGUCAGAAUAGAUUAACUGAGCUGCCCAGAGAGUUUCUGGCCAACCAGACCGGCCUGGUGGAGGUGGAUCUGAGCCGGAAUCUGCUGGAGGAGCUUCCUGAAGGCUUCCUCCAGGACUCUGAAGGCCUCCAGAAGCUGAACCUGCAGGGGAACCGGCUGCGCUUCCUCCCUGGUUCUAUCCUGCAGAAGCCCAGACUCCAGAGGCUGGAGCUAGAUGGGAACUACUGGGAUUGUUCCUGUUUGCUACUGGGAGGCCUGGAGGCGGGCGAGAAGGCCAACAGGACCACCAGGCUGCAGGAUCUGGUGGAGAACCUGACCUGCUCCUCUCCCAGACACCUGGCCGGCAGGACCGUGUGGUCGGUGAGGCUCAGCGACGUUUGCCGCCCGGCCGGCCUCACGGCGCUCUUCAUCAUCCUCCCCCUCCUCAUCCUCUCCGCCUUGCUGCUCUGCUGGUGCUGUGGGAGGAAGAGGAAGAAGAAAGAAGCUCCCGUGUUCAACAUCUCGAAGAAAAGGGCUCCCAGCUCCAGCUGCAACGGACAGAAACAUCCCCGCAACAAGCAGCAGCCGUCGGUUACUGAGCCGAGCAAAGACAAAGAGGGAGUCCUGAAGAACCAGCUGCUGCUUCAUCCGGCCUCCACCCUGCUGGGCAGCACCAGGGACAUCUAUGAAGAAGUGGAGAUCAAACUGGGAUCAGUGGAGUCUCUUCCCAGAGUCUCCUCACGCUGUUCCAGCUCCCAGGAGCCCGACGGGGCCAGUAAGACGGAGCUGGACACCGUCAGCGUGACGGAAGUGAUGAAAGACUCAGCAGACAGAGAGAAAGCUUACAUGACUCAGUCCACCGAGUACUACAGCCUGGUACCGGGGAUGGAACUGGAGGACUCGGACCACGGAGACUACGAGAACGUCCACCUGUCGUGACCUGUCGUCAUCUCAGAGGAAUGGUUCAACAGUUUGGGAAUUCUGUUUUUGUUUUAUUGGCGAGAAAUCAAUAGCACUCGUGUAAAACCAUCAUGAUGACUGAGGAAGUCUUAAAACUCUCUUCCAGAGAAGCUGCAGGUUUCUGUCUUUGUGUUUUUGUCUGUACACAAGAACCCCACAGUCCUGUUUGAUUCAGCCAUUGAUCUGCUUUAAUGUAACCCUCCUGUUGUCCUCAUUUACGGGCACCAAAAAAUAUUGUUUCUUUGUCUGAAAAAAAAUUCAGCAAAAAAAUUCCCCAAAUUUCUAAAAAUUUCCAAAACCUUCAGGAAGAAAAUUCCAAUAAUUCAGUAAAAGUUUCCCUUAAAAAAAUUUAUUUUUAAAAAAUCCCUCAAAUUUGGCAAGAAAAUUCUUGUAAAUAUUUUCAAAAAAUGAGUAAAAAUCUUCCCAAAAAAUCCUAAAAAUAUCUAAAAUGGUGUCAUAUAUAUCAGUAAAACUUCUAAUAUUUUCUUUAAGAACAUUCACAUAAAAAUCAACCAAAAUCCAGCGAAAUUCACUGGAUUUUGGUUGAUUUUUUUGUGUGAAUGUUCUUGAAGGAACAUUAACAUUUCUUUUUUCCACCAAAAAAUGUUCAAAGAUUUCCCAAAAAUGUUGAAAAUGUGGACAUGAGAAGUUUCACUGUGAAAAUAUAUUUUUUUCCCGCAUUUUCAAACUUUAAAACAGGUCAAUUUUGACCUGUAGGACGACAUGAGGGUUAAAUGUUAUAAACACAGUAGAAUGGUGGGGUUUUUGUACUUCGGCUACGAUUGCUUCCUUUUUACACAGAAAUAUUUGCUGUCAUGAAGAGUUUUUUGGUGUCCAGAAGCCAGAGGGAUGUUAGUCAAGCUUGGGAUAAAGAGGAACAGAUAGCUAGAUUCUGCAUUAGGACUAAAGCUAACACAGAAAAAGUAAAAAAUCAAACAGAUUUUUUUUUUAUACAUUACAAUACGAUUUUAGUGGACAUUAUAGUUUUUAUUUUCCUUUUUUGUAAUUGAUAACUGGUGAGAAUCUUUAUUUAGGAUAUCCAUACCAGCCAAACAACAGUUAAAUAUCUCUGAUUCAGUUUGGACCAGUCAAAAUAACAGAUAUCCCAAAUAUCAUUGAGACUAGUCUGAAUUGUGCAUGAUGCAGACGUGGGUUUUUCUUUUGGAUAUUGGCCCAGUGAAGCAUCUGAACAGUGUUAGCAGAUGUUAUGGUGACUACUGUGGGUGAUAAGAUUGUUAGAAAAUGCCGUGAAAUUAGAAGAACUAAUCAGCGAAGAGUUUGUGGAGAACGAGAGAUUUGAUCAUCAAAGAUUUGUGGUGGAAACUUAGUAGAACUUCAGCUUCAGGCUGCUUUGACUUGGUGACAAACGGCUGUCAUCUGCAGAUGCAGUUCCAGCACCAUAGUUUGUUUGAAAAGCACGUUGCUCCUGCCUUUAUUAACACUUGCUGUAGCUCAUUUUAUAAGUACAGAAACCUUCAGUGUUGUUUCACCAAAUUAAAAUUCUAAUUCAAGGUAUCUGUAAUGACAUUCUGCAUAUCUGCAAUAUGCAUCCAGUCUAGCUUUUACAUGGUGAAGUGGAUCACAAAAGGCAGAACAUUAACGUGAAUAUUGGCCUUUGGGUGCGUCGGUAGAAGUCGUGACCCUUCGUUUUCUAAAAGGUCAGCACUGUUAUGAUGACUUGCUUUUGACGAAUAGCAUGACUUAGUGUGUCUAAAUUCACAAAAUGUUGGCUGAUUUUUAACCUUGGACCAAGCCAGGCUACCGGUUCCCAUUUCUUCUUAUCUUUAUGCUAAGCUAACCUCCUCUUGGCUCCAGCUGCGUAUUUAAAGUACAACCAUGAGACCUCUAUCAGUCUAUUUCUGGGCAGAAAACGACAAAGUGCAUUUCCCAAAAUGUCCAAAAUGUUGUUUUUGUGCACCAAAGAGAGACAGUUUGAAAACGCAGGUUAUCUCCUGACAGACGGUGCUGCCUGACCUCUGUAGCAUCCCAAUGUAAGAGGAAGUGAUUCAAUCCGAGGCUUUUCCUUCGGGACCUGAGGAACGCAGUGAGGGUUUGAAAGGGAAGCCAGCUUUUCUCUCUCUGGAAAAAAAAAGCAAAAACACAAACACAUUUGUUCUAUUUAAUGCUGAACAAAAGACAGGACAUAUUUUUAAUUGAUAUGAAGUGAUGCAGGUCUUUGUAUGUCCAUUUCUUUACCUCACCCAUGUGUAAUUGUUAAAAGCAUUCCAGUCGGACUUGUUGCUCAUUACGCUGCAUUCACAAUGUUUCCUAAUGAAGCUGCACAACCAGAAAUAUAGGUGCUGAACAGUGACUAAUCCCACCGCAAUGCUCACACUUAAUUCAAAGUGAAAUGUGGAAUGUACUGCUCCGAUGAGAAGUCUAAAUCUGUCAUUGAUUGUUUAUGAAGGAUGAAAACACCAAAAUGUGCACAUCGGUUGGAAAGUGCCGGGUCUAAAUGCUGGUUUAAGAUAAAAAUCUCAGUAAAACGGGAGAGGAGACCUGCACAAAAGACAACGCUGUCAUUGUAAAGGCGCAGACACUCGAUUGUUAUCUAAGAUGUGGAAAACAGACGGACGAAUCACACCCACACUGCUGGCUUCCAGAGCUAAUUGGUUUGUGAGAGACGAGGGUGCAGCGAAGGGUGUGGAGCUUCCUGGAAUUGAAAAAACUGAGGUGUAUUUUCCAGACGGGUUUCUCACAGAUUUCCCACCGCAGCUUUAUUUAUCAACAAUGUAAGGAUCACUGCUUUCCAAAUGCCACAAGCUCCUCAGCCAAAAGACAAACAAACAAAUGUGUGAAUGUUGCAUUUUGUACAGAAAAAUGGCUUUUAGUUGUAAAUAUGGUAUUUUUUGGUUAAUUUUAGCAACCGGGGGGAAAGAAUACUCCAGAAUUGUUGUUUCUAUUCCUUCCAUUCCUUAUAAUGGCCUUACUGUAAUGGUUCACAAAAUCAGACUGGUAUUUCCUUAUUUCUGUUUGAUUUUCUAGGUCUUGCUGGCUGAAAUGACAACUUCCUGGCAGAUAUUAUUUGAGUGGCAGCCAGCAAAUUAUGUUGUCUUUGGUGAAAACACAUCAACAAAUGAUUUUUUAAUGUUUCCUGCUGUUGUUUUAACCUUCCUGUUGUCUUCAUUUACAGGCACCAAAAAAUAUUGUUUCCUUGUCUGAAAAAACUCCAAAAAUUCUGCAAAAAAAUUCCCCAAAUUUCAGAAAAUUUGCAAAACCCUCGGGAAGAAAAUUCCAAUAAUUCCUUAAAAGUUUCCCUUAAAGGUUAUAAAUUAGGCAAGAAAGUUCUUGUAAAUAUUUUCCAAAAAAUGAGUAAAGAUCUUCCAAAACAAUCCUAAAAAUAUCUAAAGUGAUUCCAUAUAUAUCAGUAAAACUUCUAAUAUUUUCUUUAAGAACAUUCACAUAAAAAUCAACCAAAAUCCAGUGAAAAAAUGUUGAAAAUGUGGACAUCAGAAGUUUCACUGUGAAUUUUUUUUUUCCCCACAUUUUCAAACUUUAAAACGGGUCAAUUUUGACGAGGAAGGUUUUUACUCAUUUUUUGAAAAUAUUUCCAAGAAUUUUCUUGCCAAAUUUGGGGGAUCUUUUAAAAAUAAAACUUUUAAGGAAUUAUUGGAAUUUUCUUCCUGAAAGUUUUGCAAAUUUUCAGAAAUUUGGGGAUUUUUUUGCUGAAUUUUUGGAUUUUUUCAGACAAGGAAACAAUAUUCUUUGGUGCCCAUAAAUGAGGACAACAGGAAGGUUAAAACCUUACACAUUGCGGCUAUUUAAAAACCUUCUUCAGUCUUUAUUAGACUCUGUGUAUUUCUAUUCGACCACUUUUCGGCCAACAAAAUAGGAAGUUCAGUCUCCUUGAAGUUCAAAAACGGGUUUGAAGCAGCAUUUAGACAUUCAUGUUGGAAAAUAAACUUCACCAAAAGAACACCAACUGAACAAGAUGCAAAAAUUAUAAACAUUCAUGACUACUUUUAUUUGGGUAAAAUUGGGUCAUGUGAACUGUUUGAUGGCACAGUUUCUUCCUCUAAAUGCUAAAAACUACAUUAUUAAUGAUUCUUUGGCAACUAAAUGGUAAUACUGACAUCAUAUACAAUAAAAGCACUGAUUUUUGUCCUGAUGUUUAAACUGGAUGCACUACUUUGAUUGUUUUGUAUGCAAAAGAUUGUUGUAAAGAAAAUAAACCCUUUUUGAAACAGA
Molecule: messenger RNA, 5976 nt
Organism: Amphiprion ocellaris (clown anemonefish)
Lineage: Eukaryota; Metazoa; Chordata; Actinopteri; Pomacentridae
Product: leucine-rich repeat-containing protein 38
Exons: 2
Coding region: 568-1767 (399 amino acids)
Cellular component (GO): plasma membrane
Molecular function (GO): protein binding
Source: RefSeq, a predicted model, not a curated record